Fragaria vesca subsp. vesca is the source of this 685-nucleotide messenger RNA. Its product is annotated as putative RING-H2 finger protein ATL71-like. The transcript has a single exon. Bases 26 to 592 code for a protein of 188 amino acids. Lineage: Eukaryota; Viridiplantae; Streptophyta; Magnoliopsida; Rosales; Rosaceae. The record is from RefSeq and is a predicted model, not a curated record.
ACCAAUAAACCACUUCUUGUAUCAUAUGCAUUGUCUUCCUUCUCAAUCCUCCUCCUCCUCCUCCUCCUCUUUCUCUGGCUGGAUCAUCAUGAACAACACAACUGACACAAGUGGUUUUCUCGGCUCUAACAACAUUGGAGGAUUCGGCUAUGGCAUUGGUGUAUCAGUUGGCAUCCUUCUUCUCAUCACGACCAUCACCCUUGCUUCCUAUUUCUGCACCAGAACUCCUCCACCAGCGCACCCUGCAACGCGGGGGAUCAACGCCCUCGACCCUCCAGACCUGCAAAGCUUUGUUGUAGAUAUAGGACUCGAUGACAACACCAUCAAGAGCUACCCGAAGAUGCUAUACUCCGAGGCCAAGCUACAGAAGACAGACUCCACUGCUUCCUGCUGCUCUAUAUGUCUAGCAGAUUACAAGGCCACCGAUACACUCCGGUUACUUCCAGAUUGUGAACACCUCUUUCAUCUCAAGUGCGUUGAUCCAUGGCUGCGGCUUCAUCCUACAUGUCCGGUUUGCAGAACAUCUCCGCUUCCGACGCCUUUGUCGACUCCUCUAGCUGAGGUGGUGCCAUUGGCAAGCAGAAGGGACUGAUUGAAGAAGUGAAAGGGGAGCAUGUAAUGAUUUGAUUCUGGGGUUCUUUUUUGUAUCAUUUGUACACAGAAAUAGAGUUCCAACUAUUGAUGG